Suillus subaureus is the source of this 927-nucleotide messenger RNA. RefSeq lists its product as uncharacterized. The transcript has 7 exons. Lineage: Eukaryota; Fungi; Basidiomycota; Agaricomycetes; Boletales; Suillaceae. Bases 1 to 927 code for a protein of 308 amino acids. The record is from RefSeq and is a predicted model, not a curated record.
AUGCCAGAGUUCAGCUUGAAGUCUGAUCCUCUAGUUUCACAUGGUCGACAUUUUGGACGUACAGUUUUUGCCCUCUGCAAUUAUCCCUCCCUGUUAACUAAUGGCAUACUAUGUUUGGAACAACUGGAAGAUGCAACACUGGAAGACUUUUUCAUCAGAGAGCGCAGAGAGCAUAGAGUCUUUGAAAAGCUCUUGGACUCUUACCCUGGGCUGUUGGAGCGACUAAGGGAAGGCUCGGAGGAAGAAAUCCUUCAUGUUGGAGAACUAAUCGGUAAAGGGGCAUCUGCUGCUAGAGGCGAGGACACAAAGUCGUUGAAACCUGUGGUAAUAGAUUGGAUAGUACCUGCAGGUGAAGUCAUCCUGCCUCCCUUGCCAAGAAAUUCGAAGAUCAAUCGUGGCUUCAACCACCCUCUCACGCAUUUGCAAAGUGGUGUAAUCUCUGUCAGUGGUGACCAAUGGCCUCUUUUCUUAUAUGCCAAUGAGGCCUAUGAUCCAGAGGAUCCCUGGAAUGGUCUUCUGAGGACAUGCCUACUCAUAAAUGCAUUUAGGCAUAUAUUUACUUCACCAAGUUCAGUGGACAGAGAGCCCAAGGCUACAAGAGCUGGAAAUGCUCGCCUUCAUGGCAUGACUGCUGUUACCGGUGCUUCUAUAGCAUAUGUCACAACUCAGGUUAGAUUUGCGCUGUGUUCAUCCUCAGUAUUCUCUCGCACGGACACAGCAACUGAUUCAGAGACCUUUUAUCACUCUCUUCUUGACCUUUUAGAAGAUCCGGAUGAGCAAGGGGAAGUGACAGAUCUACUGGUCUGGUGGAAUUAUCAGAUAUUUCCAACUUCCUCAGCUGCCAAAGGGACCCCAAAAACUAACAGUGCACUGUCUAAGAUCCGUCAAAAGUGUGCCACCGCCCUCACAGCUGCUAGUAUUUCAUAA